This is a messenger RNA of Alternaria rosae, 1334 nucleotides long. Its product is annotated as NMT1/THI5 like-domain-containing protein. The transcript has 3 exons. Bases 116 to 1174 code for a protein of 352 amino acids. Lineage: Eukaryota; Fungi; Ascomycota; Dothideomycetes; Pleosporales; Pleosporaceae. Gene Ontology annotation, biological process: thiamine biosynthetic process. The record is from RefSeq and is a predicted model, not a curated record.
ACCGUUCAAACUUGAUCUGGAUAAUUCCAGCGCGAAGGACUAUUGCUGCUUCAUGAUGACCCCUUCCCCACUAUGUUGGCGUACUGACUAGCUCAGCUUCUGCACUCAAGUCAAGAUGUCGACUGAUAAGAUCACCUUUUUGACCAACUGGCACGCUACGCCAUACCACGCUCCCCUCUACCUUGCUCAGAGCAAGGGAUACUUCAAGGAUGAAGGCAUCAAGGUCGCUCUGCUCGAGCCUAAUGACCCCAGUGACGUCACUGAGAUUAUCGGAUCUGGCAAGGUCGAUCUCGGUUUCAAGGCGAUGAUUCACACGCUCGCCGCCGCCGCUCGUGGCUUUCCUGUCCAGUCAAUUGGCUCUCUUCUCAACGAGCCGUUCACUGGCGUCGUAUACCUGACCUCGUCCGGCAUUAGUCCCGAUUUCACCACCCUCAAAGGCAAGAAGAUCGGCUACGUCGGCGAGUUUGGCAAGAUCCAGCUCGACGAGCUCACCGCACACUACGGCAUGUCGCCUGACGACUACCAGGCCGUCCGUGUUGGCAUGAACGUGACCCGCUCCAUCAUCACUGGCGAAAUCGACGCCGGCAUCGGUCUCGAAAACGUCCAGAUGGUCGAGCUUGAAGAAUGGCUCGUCAGCCAGAACCGCUCGCGCGAUGAAGUGAAGAUGCUACGCAUCGACGAGCUCGCCCAACUCGGCUGCUGCUGCUUCUGCAGCAUCCUGUACAUUGGUAAUAACGCUUUCAUCGAGCAGAACCCCGAAAAGGUCCGAGCCUUCCUCCGCGCAUGCAAGCGCGCGACUGACUUCGUCCUCGCGUCUCCUGAUCAAGCCUGGGAGGAGUUCUGCAACUUCAAGUCGGCUAUGAACACGCCUACCAACCGUAAGAUCUUCGAGCGCAGCUUCGCGUACUUCAGUCCCGAUCUUCAGAAUGUUCAGCGUGACUGGGAGAAGGUUACUCGUUAUGGCAAGAGGCUUGGCGUAUUGGAUGACAGCUUCAAGCCCAACUACACGAACGAGUACUUGGCUUGGGGUUUGGAGGAGGAGGCUGACGACCCCACUGGUGAUCAGAAGAGGAUGGUCGAGCUGCAGGAGGGUGUGAAACAGCAUGGAGGAUUCAAGCGACUUGAGACCAUGGCUGGCAAGACCGUCGUUGGCGCUGCUGCCCCUGCCGCUUGAUCCGUCCCUGGGCACUCGAAUUUGGAGAUGCAAUCAUUAACUCCAUCUCAACGCGUCGGAGAUCUUUGGGCUGCCGUUCAAUUGUCAGCACAAUCUCGACAUGAAGAAUGAAAUUGUCACUCGCUCAGGAUCUCUUCACUGCCCAGUGUACGUCGCUUCU